Molecule: messenger RNA, 6995 nt
Organism: Drosophila eugracilis
Lineage: Eukaryota; Metazoa; Arthropoda; Insecta; Diptera; Drosophilidae
Gene: Ubr1
Product: E3 ubiquitin-protein ligase UBR1
Exons: 11
Coding region: 439-5910 (1823 amino acids)
Biological process (GO): ubiquitin-dependent protein catabolic process via the N-end rule pathway; protein ubiquitination
Cellular component (GO): ubiquitin ligase complex; cytoplasm
Molecular function (GO): ubiquitin protein ligase activity; zinc ion binding
Source: RefSeq, a predicted model, not a curated record
GACUGCUCUAAUCUUUCAUUACGAAAUUUUGUAAAAUAGCAUAGCAGACGAAUUUCCGUUCUGCCAGUAAAAAUAGAUAGAUAUAAACAACAACACAAGUGUAAAUUAUUAGUGAAUUCCCCGAGAGCCAUAUUAAAAAAAUCGUAAAUUAUCAGUAGAAAAAGUUUAGGCAAGCAAAUAAACAACUAAUGAAGCAUCAAGAACGGCUAAAACAACAACAAUUAAACAAACAACAAUUGCAACUACCACAGGAAUAACAAGGACAAGGACACAAAAAUAAGCCGCCCACGCGCAGGCCAGAAAGAGACGGCACAUCGCACACAUACUCGCUGCAAUUAUUUUGUUUUUGUCAAUCCAACCAGGAGAGACAAAAAAUAAAGAGGGGGCGAGCAAGAGCAAGAGGAGUCCGUGCCAGUGCAAGUGCGAGCGAGAGCAACGAUGGAUCGCUACGACAUGGAGGACGUCGUUGUGACGCACCCUGUCGAGUUAACUUCGCCGCUCAAGGAGUGGCGCCUCAAGCGCCAAGAGGGAACACUAUCCCGAUCCGAUUUCAUAGGAUAUUUCGAGCGCGAAUCGCAUAAGUAUUUUGUUUAUCAAACAAGCGGUGCGGAGACAGAUACCAAUGUGCUUACUCUCAAGUGUAUGUUCAAGGAGGCGCUGGCCAAGAAGGAUAUCAUCGAUGUUGUGGUGGAAUUCAUACUGGGCGAUAAUCCCACAUCCGCACUGGAGAAGCUCCGGCUAGAGGGCAAUACGGCCACCGUCUGUGGCAAGGUAUUUAAGAAUGGGGAGCCCACCUACAGCUGCCGCGAGUGCGGCGUUGAUCCCACCUGCGUGCUCUGCGUCAAUUGCUUCAAGCGGUCGGCGCAUCGCUUCCACAAGUACAAGAUGUCCACCUCUGGCGGCGGCGGCUGCUGCGAUUGCGGUGAUGACGAAGCCUGGAAGAAGGAUCACUAUUGCCAGCUGCAUCUGGCAAAUCGCAAGAAUCCAUUAGAGAGCAAAAUCCUAACUGAUGAGGUACUGGAGCGGGCGGAGAUCUGCUUUGGAGCGAUUCUCGCUUUCUGCGUGAACUACUUGGAAAUCGAGCCGAACGCCAGUCUGCAAUGCCUGGAGGGACACGUGAAGGACGGGCAGGUGGAUGGAGCGCAAUACUGCACCGUGCUCUACAACGAUGAGUCGCACACAUUCGAUCAGGUGAUCCAAACACUGACCAAGAUCGCCAAAUGUCCGCAGAAGAACGCCAUGGAGAUUGUGGCAGCGAUUGAUCGCGAAGGGCGAGCGGUAGUCAAGUGCGAUACCUUUAAGGGGUGCAACGACCUAAAGGAAGCUAUCGAGAAUCAGAUGAUACCGCCGACGCCCCUGCUAACGUCCGUGCGCAAUAACCAGUCUCUGAGGACAUCGGUGCUGCACAUAGGGGCCGUGGCCUGUCAACAGUUUGCUCUACAGUUGCUCGGCUGGUUCCAGGAGUUCUUGGUGCGCCAUUACCUCUUCCGAAAAACCUUUUCCGAGCUGGUGCAGCGCAAACAAGAACCCUUCUGCAUCCGGCACAUCCUGGAGUAUGACGUAAAGCUGUGGAAGACAGCGCGAACCUGCUGGCAUCGCCUGCUCAUUUCCGGCAUGCUGAUGGAGUAUGACAACAAAAUGGUCUUGGCUCAAGUGUUUUCUCGUCGUUACGCCACCAUUGUUGAGGACUUUAUCAGCGACGAUCAUGACCACGCCUUUUCGAUAGUGUCUCUCAGCGUUCAACUAUUCACGGUGCCCAGCAUCGCCCAUCACCUGAUCGCCCAUGAGGGUAUCUUCGACAAAUUGCUGCACACGUUCUACCACGUGGCUAUCGAAAAGUUCAUACAGAACAAGACGCUACACUUUAGCAAGAACAUCGCCAGCAUGGCCUUCUUCAAGAGGGCCAACUACAUCCUGUAUGAUUUACGGUAUUUGCUUAGCAUUAAACCGGAGGUACUUAGCAAUGAUCUGAGAAGCGGCUUUCUGGAAGGCUGCCGUGCUUUGAUGCGUGUGCUAAACGUGAUGCAGGGCAUGGAAUCUAUCACCAGACAAACGGGACAACACAUGGACUACGAGCCGGAGUGGGAGUGCGCCUUCAAUCUUCACAUAAAGUUGGCUACAACCAUUUCACAGGUGAUCGAGUGGGCGGCCACUGAUGUGAAACUGUUGCUCAAGCUCUUCAAAAUGACGGUGAGGGCGUUGGUAAGCAACAGUUUCAUCGUGGGCGUUGAUAAGACGGAAGUGAGGAGUGUGGCGGGUCAUGUUGCCAAAUGCCUGAUAUACGAUGUAUCAGUGAAGCCAGUGUCCAUCCAUCUGCCUCUAUCGCGAUUCUAUGCCGGCAUCUAUCUACAUUUGGGAACCCAUAAUAUGACCUACGACAGCCUGCAAAGUGAAUCGGAUGAGCUAAGCAUGAAGCUGACGCCCAGAGAGAUCAUUGAACCGGUUCUGUGCACUCAUGCUAUGAUCGCACAGGUGACCGCAGGCAUGUGGCGCCGAAAUGGUUACUCCCUACUGCACCAGCUUUACUUCUACCGGAAUGUGCGUUGCCGCGUGGAGAUGCUGGACAGGGAUAUAGUCUGCCUACAGAUUGGAGCCUCGUUGAUGGAAAGCAACGAAUUCCUAAUCCAUGUGUUAAACAAGUUUAAUCUGAUAGCUUGGGCCCAGGCAAACUAUGAAACCGUAUUGGCAGAGAAACUCUUGGACGAUGAUUUCAUGCGGCAGCUUUCGAUGAUUGAUGAAUUCCUGGAACUGUUGAUCGUUAUAAUCGGUGAACGCUGGAUGCCGGGCGUUUCGAUGGUGACGGAAGAGGAUCGCUUGCGUAAGGAAAUCAUUCAGCUGUUGUGCACCAAAUCCUACUCGCACUCGGAGUUGAGUCGUGCAUUGCCGGAUGGCAAUAGCGGAAAUAGCGACAACAUCUUUGAGGACGUCAUUAACACUGUGGCCGUGUUUAAAAAGCCCGUAGGCGUAGACAGCAAGGGAGUGUACGAGCUGAAGGAGCAUUUGUUAGAGGAGUUCAACGUUUACUUCUAUCACUACACCAAGGAGGACAAGUCCAAGGCCGAGGAACUGCAGCGGGAACGGCGCAAGGCCAAGAAGGAACUCGUUUGCUGCCCGCCCCCGAUGCUGCCGCAACUAACACCAGCCUUUACAUCGAUGGCCAACAUCCUGCAGUGCAACGUCUUUCUUAGCAUCUGCACCCAGGUUAUGGAUCGGGCACUGGAUUCGCGCAGUCGCUCCUUCACUGAGUCACAUCUUCAGAAGAUCCUUCACCUUUUGGGUUUCGCCAUCCAGGAGGAGCUGAGCGAGCGGUAUCCAUUCUUGAGCUUCUACGAACGUUCCCAGAAGUACGGAAUUCUGGAGAAGUUGGAAGAGCUCGCCCGUUGUGCCAGGUUGGAGGCUCAUCGUGACUUUGUGCUGUGGACCAUCAAGCGGUACAAAGAGCUUCAGGCAAAGCAAGCGCCGAGUGAAGGCGGAGCUGGAUCAAGUGACACCCAGCAGGGCGUCGAAGAGGAACAGCCCCUGAGCUCCGAGGAGCAGGCACGACAGGAGAAAGAGGCUCGCGCACGUUUGGCAGCCGAACGUCGGGCAAAGAUCAUGGCCCAGAUGCAAAGUGCUCAGAAAUCGUUUAUGAAGAACAAUGCCGAAAGUUUUGCGGCCAGUGAAAAGGAGGCGCGAGAGGAUUCGGCAGCCACUGGUAUGGAAUGGGAAGAUAUUCCGGCCGAGGACGAGCAGGGUGCAGUGGCUCUCAAGCCAAACGUGGCCUGCUUGGGUCCGGAACGCAAAUUGUACCAGGGGAGUGAUGCCAAUUUCAAGUGCAUCCUGUGCUUCGAGAACUGCACCAUUAGCCGGAACGGUCCGCCGUUGGUCAGCUCUGCCUUUGUCCAGACCUCGCGGGUGAUUUUCACCACAUUUAAUAUGCAUAGAAGCAAGAGCGCUCUGCACAUGAGUUGCUGCGGUCAUGUAAUGCACUAUAGCUGCUGGCAGGAGUACUAUACCAACGAGGAGUCGAAGGAGCUGCGUCGUCCGCACCGCAAUCGCGUGGCUCUAAGUCAGGCGCACAACGUAGAGUUCCACUGUCCGUAUUGCCGGACCCUAAGUAACACCGUGCUGCCGGUGACCGAAGCGUUGCCCGUAUUCUCACCGGCUCCUGCUCCAACAGAUAGCUAUCUGCCAUUGGACAGCUUCGUGGAGAUUAUGCGCACACUGGCCGGUGAACUUGGCUCCAUUAAAGAAGAUGAAAUGUGCCAGUUUCUGAGUGUGUCUAACAUCCUGCACAAGUCUGGAGUUGUCGGGGACAUUGCGCAGUUCGAGCGAAGCGUGCAACUGAUCCACGACCCUCCCAAGCUGCAUUCAAACUACAGCGAUGUUAUGGCCUUCUUAAACAAGGCCCUGCUGAACGCCACGCAGAGUCAGAACUCACAUCUCAAAGACAUUACCAGAGACGUCACUGUACAGGACCUAGAUACUACCGAGUCAGUGCCCAUGCUGUGGGAUACAUGCAGCUACACUCUGCAGGCACUGGAGAUCUAUCUGUUUAAAAUUCAGAAGCCACUAAAGGCCGAGCUGACAAUGCGUCACCAAAGCUGUGCCAUCAAUUUGGUGAGAGCUUGCUCGAAAUUCUUGAGUUCGCCUUGGAACUUGGAACUCGGCGAAAUCCCAUUGCCGCCGUCGGAACGUUUCCAGGCAGAGUUCGCUGCCCAACUGCUGGACAAAAUCUUUAAUCAGAAGGGAUCCAGUGUUCUCGAAUGGGACUGCUUCCGCAUGCUGGUACCGUUCCAGUUUGGAGUGCUCAAUCUAAUGACCCUCGGAAAUCCCUCUCAAACUAUCAUACCCUGCGGCAGCAUGUUUGAUUUUUACAUUCUGCAGACCAUGUUCUUGGCCCACAUGACAAAGGCAGUUCUCUACUUUGAUGUGGAUAAUACUGAACAUGCUGAACUCACACAAUUGACUUAUGUGGAUCAGUUGCCGUCAAGAAUUCGGGACAACAUGGUGGCUUUCUAUCGCCGCUAUAACAUCCCUGCCAGAGUGAUGCAAAGGAGGAAGCAGCAGCAGUUGGCGGAGGAACAGAAGGAUGAUGUGGAUCAGCGGCAAGAACAGACGGUGGUGAUACCCUGCGAGUUUCAACAUUUGGCACUUCUCCUCGACUACGUGCAGCGUCAAAUGAGUUCAUUCCUGCGCUGCGCCUGCCUGUUUUAUCGCUGUCUCACGGAUAUCGAUUUUCCGGACACGUUCCCCACAGAUCAGCCAGAUCGAUUCGAGCUGAUGUGCCAGUACUUGGGCCUGGAUCCCAUGCUGGGCGUUUACUUUGACAUGGAAACUGUGUACGCCACAAUGAUGCACUCAUUUGCCUCGCAUCCCCACAUUGAUCGCGAAGUAGAGAUGCAGAGCCUAAAUGUAGGGUAUGAAAACAUGCAGCUUGAACCCUGUCUUCGCCCGUUGCCGCGUUUGAAGCCACUUUUUGAAGACUACAGCGAUCUUAUUAACAGCGUCUCGGAUAUCUUCUGUCCAAACAAUGAGCGCGAGGAGAUGAAGACUCCAACCAUGUGUCUGAUCUGCGGCUCGAUCUUAUGCGGUCAGUCUUACUGCUGUCAGCCAGAGCUAGGCAAAAUGUCAGUGGGUGCGUGCACCCAUCACGCUCAUGCCUGUGGUGCAGAGAUUGGAAUCUUCCUACGCAUUCGCGACUGUCAAGUGGUGUAUCUGGGCCGCGGCAAGGGAUGCUUCGUGCAGCCGCCAUAUCUGGACGAGUACGGAGAGACGGAUCAGGGACUUAGGCGGGGUAACCCGCUGAAACUCUGCCAGGCUGCCUACAGUAGGAUAUUCCUUCAGUGGCUAGGUCAUGGCCUACAUGAGGAGAUUGCGCGUCUGAACGACAACACCAAUGUGGCGGUGACGCAGUGGCAUCAUAUGUAGUCCUCCGCAGACACUAAGGAGGGCUCAGAGGGCAAGCAGCCGACAGGCAAUGACGGCAGUCAAUGUGAUUAUUACAUACUAACAUUAGGAGAGCCUAUUUAUACGUCUAAGCAUUUUACAACUUAUCCGUUUUGGAAAAGCGCCCACUCAUCCAUCCAACCAAAAACAUCUCCACACUCACUGGCACCAAUCACGUAUACGCCAUCAACACCCAAUCCUGUCCAGCGGCCCCAAUCACGAAUUGUAACGAUUGUAUAAUUUUCUUAUUAAUUAAUAUUAAUUCAUUACAAAUUAUGAUUUUUUUUGAACUAACGUUAGAAAACUUGUUAAUAGUUUGAGCGGCCUAGAGCCCUCUAGUUAUAUAUAUAUAUACGUAUAUAUAUAUAUAUAUCUAUAUAUAUAUCAUAAACUAUCAUAUGCUAAAUAUAUAACGACUAGGUUAGACUUUUGCCAGCACUUCAAAUGUCGCAGCAGUUAAAGGAAGAAAAUACGUUAAAAUAAAAGAAAAACUAUGUAUGUCCUGCUCUCUCUCGCACUUGCUCUCGCGGCCCCACUCGAUGUAUAUAUAGUCCCGAUCUUUGAGUGCCGAUCCUAACCACGUUGAGGUCCUAUUUUUGGAGUUUGUUGAUUUGUAUAUUUAGUUAGUGUAAAAAAUAUUGAUACCGAUUAAGAGUAUGUCCGAAAUUUGUUGUCAUCAUCCCCCUAUCCGAAAAGGCUUAGAUUAGUAGACCCUCACACUCGCCUUCUCUUUCAAUACACUGCUUUCGUCCCCCAUCUCACUCUAACCCAAGGAACACAGUAAAAUUAGUCAAAUCAUGAUGUUUACUUGAUCAAUAUACUUAACACCCUAUACGACUAUAUAUUUACAUAAUAACAACCGUAUAUAUAUAUACUAUAGAUACAUAACACGCAUAUUUCUUUUUAUGUAUUGUACAACAAACAACAAAAUUGACUAUGUAUGUGAAGUUCAAGUAAAAAUAAAAGAAUGUUCUCGAAAAAGUAAGUUUACAAAAAGGCAACAUGAUGAAGCAGCUACAAAAAACAUAAAUAAAAUGCAGUUUGCAAAAUUUUAGUGAUAUUCAAAA